Messenger RNA from Rotaria sordida, 3348 nucleotides. NCBI's taxonomy places the organism in Eukaryota, Metazoa, Rotifera, Eurotatoria, Philodinida, Philodinidae. The record is from the annotation of a GenBank genome assembly.
AUGCUUGAGUCAAUUAGCACAGAUAGAGAUGAACAACAAAAAAUAAACGAACAAUGGAUUAAUGAACAUCUCGAUUCUCUUGAAGAUUCUAUGCAAGAUCUUGAUAGAGCAAUUAAAUAUUUAAAUCAAAAACAAGCAGAAGAAUUAAUAUUCACACAACAAUCAAAAUCAUUACUUGAAAUUGUUAAAGAAAAACCAAUUUCACAAUCAAUUGAAAAUAAUACUCAAACAAUUUUAUUCGAAUCUAAUUAUAAUAAUAAUAAUAAUAAUCAAUGUACUUGGCGAACAUCUUCUCCCAUGAAUACCACAUUUAAUACUCAACAAUUAUAUGAUAGUCUUCCAUUUGAUAAUCAAAAUGGUGGUGUUUGGCUACAUGGUUUUGAUAUUCAAUAUAAUACAUCACAAUGGACAUCAAAUAAUAAAUUAAAAAUAAUUCUUAUGCCUCAUUCACAUUGUGAUCCAGGUUGGCUUAAUACGUAUGAACAAUAUUUUGCCUAUUCAGCACGACGUAUUCUUAAUACAAUGAUAACAAUGCUUGAUAAAAAUUCAAAAUAUAAAUUUAUUUGGGCUGAAAUGUCUUUUUUAAGUUUAUGGUGGGAUCAGGCAACAUAUGAUCAACGUCAAUUAUUAAAAAAACUUCUGGAUAAUAAACAAUUGGAAAUUGUUACUGGUGGUUGGGUAAUGAAUGAUGAAGCAAAUACACAUUAUUUUGGUAUGCUUGAUCAACUUAUCGAAGGACAUCAAUUUAUUGAAAAUACAUUUGGAAAUAUUACAAUACAAAGUAGUUGGGCUAAUGAUCCAUUUGGUUAUUCACCAACUAUGGCUUAUCUAUUACAAGGUUCAGAUAUUCAUUAUGUGGCUAUUCAACGAGUUCAUUAUCAUAUAAAAAAAGCAUUAGCAAAAGAGAAACAAUUAGAAUUUUUUUGGCAACAAACAUGGGAUCGUAAUAUUUCAAAACGAAUUUUUACUCAUAUACUUCCAUUUCAUGGUUAUGAUAUUUCAUAUUCAUGUGGUCCUGAUCCAAAAAUAUGUUGUCAAUUUGAUUUUAGACGAGGAGCUAAAUUAUUUGCAGGUUGUCCAUGGGGUAUAAAUCCUGUAUCUAUCAAUGAAAAUAAUACUCAUGAAAGAGCUGAAUUAUUAUUAGAUCAAUAUCGAAAAAAAGCUCAAUUAUAUCGAACAAAUGUUUUACUUAUUCCAUUAGGUGAUGAUUUUCGUUUUAUAUCAAUAUAUGAAGCUAAACUUCAGUUUAAUAAUUAUGAUAAAUUAUUUACAUAUAUUAAUCAACGAGCAGAUUGGAAUACUCAUAUUCAAUAUGGUACAUUAAAUGAUUAUUUUGAACAAAUUCUACAAGAAAAAUCUCUCGUAGAAUUUCCAAGUUAUGCCGGAGAUUUUUUUACAUAUGCUGAUCAUGAUGAUCAUUAUUGGAGUGGUUAUUAUACAUCAAGAGCUUUUUUUAAAAGAAUGAAUCGAAUUGCUGAAUCUUAUCUUAGAGCUACUGAAAUUCUCUUUUCUAUUGCUCAUGCUCAAGUUCUCGAGGGAAAACUAGCUAGUUAUUUCCCAAAAGAUGAUCUAUUCACAAAGUUAAUUAUUGCACGACGAAAUCUUGGUGUUUUUCAACAUCAUGAUGGUAUAACAGGUACAGCUCGAGCUCAUGUUGUUAAUGAUUUUGGACAAAAACUUCUAACAGUCAUAAUAUUAUCACAAAUUGUAAUGCAACAAUCUGCUGCUUAUCUUCUUUUUCAAAAUGAUUAUUCAUUUAAUAAUCAAUUUUUAAUAUUAAAUCAAGAAUUUGAAACAUUUGAUACAUUACCAAUAAGACAAUUUAUAUCAUUUAAUAAUAAUAAUAAAGAAAAAAUUCGUAUGAUUUAUAUUUAUAAUCCAACAGAUCAAAGACGAAUUGAAAUUGUUAAAAUUCUUCUUGAUACAUAUUAUGUACGUGUAACUAGUAAUAAACAACCUAUUGAAACAUGUCAAAUUGAUCCAAAAUGGUCUAAUAGACGAUCAAAUAUAAUGAAUCAAAAUCAAUUCGAACUUCUUAUUCUAAUUGAUAUUGAACCAUAUUCUAUAAAAGAAUAUACUAUUCAUGCUACUACAUUUAAACAACCAUGUCCAUUAACUGAAAUUGAAUAUAUCAAUGAAAAACAACUACCUAAAACUUCAUCUACACCUUUUAAAAUGAAUGUCAUCAAUACAAAAGGAUUUCAAAUAGAUAAUCGUUUUCUUUCAAUUAUAUUUUCAAAAAAUGGUGUUCUACUCAAUGUUCAACAUAAAAAAUCCGAUGAAAAUUUACGUUUUCAUACAAAUAUAAUUCGUUAUGGAACAUUAAAACAAUCCGAUCAUCAUAGUGGUGCAUAUUUAUUUAUACCUGAUGGGAUAGCACAAAAUAUUCCUACGAGUAAUUAUGAUUUGAUUCGUAUUCAACGAGGUCCAUUAAUAAAUCGAGUUUAUAUUAAUCAUGAACUAUAUAGUUUACAAUAUAAAUUAACUAAUACAAAUGGUUUAAAUGAUUAUAUGCUUGGACUUAGUACAAUAACUCAUUUAAAUAUGAAUAAAGAUACAGAAUUAGCUUUACGAUUUUCUACGGGAAUUAAAAAUGGAGCAGAAUUUUUUACAGAUUUAAAUGGUUUUCAGAUGAUUCGAAGAACAACUUAUGGUAAAUUACCUUUACAAGGUAAUGUUUAUCCAAUGCCAACAAUGGCUUAUAUUGAAGAUAAUUUUAUGAGAUUUACUAUUCUUUCUGGUCAACCAUCGGGUGUAGCAUGUUUAAAACCAGGUAUUGUUGAUGUUUUUCUUGAUCGACGUCUUACUCGUGAUGAUGGUCGUGGUUUAGGUGAAGGUAUUAUGGAUAAUCGUGAAAUUAUUAGUACUUUUAAACUUUUAUUUGAAUCACGUCAUACAAUUGCUGAUCGUACAUCAUUAACAGGUUAUCCAACACUUCUAGCUCAUCAUUUAUCUAUUGAACUUCUUUAUCCUAUACAUUUAUUUCAUUCAUUAAAUUCAAAAAUAGUUUUAAAUGAAUUUAAUUUAUUUUUAAAACCAUUACUUUUUCCUAGUGAUUAUCAUUUAGUUAAUUUACGUACAUUAAAUAAUAAUGAUGAUAAGAAAUAUAGUGCAUCGAAAAAUGUUGCAUUAAUUUUACGAAGAUUUGCUUAUGAUUGUGAUGAAUAUUAUGAUAGAUCAUUUCAUUUUGAAAAACCAAUAUUUGAAUAUUUCUUUCAAGUAAAUCAAAUUGAAUCAAUCGAACAAACAUCUUUAUCAUUACGACAUAUAAAACAAAAAUUAAAUAUUACAUCUAAACUUAAUGUUCCAUUUGCUGAAAUUGUUACUUAUAAAAUACGUUUUAAUUAA